Molecule: messenger RNA, 285 nt
Organism: Choloepus didactylus (southern two-toed sloth)
Lineage: Eukaryota; Metazoa; Chordata; Mammalia; Pilosa; Megalonychidae
Product: small integral membrane protein 15-like
Exons: 1
Coding region: 1-225 (74 amino acids)
Source: RefSeq, a predicted model, not a curated record
AUGUUUGAUAUAAAGGCUUGGGAUGAGUAUGUUGUGGAAUGGGCUGGCAAGGACCCAUAUGGCUUCCUCACGACGGUGAUUUUGGCCCUUACUCCAUUGUUCCCAGCAAGUGCUGUACUGUCCUGGAAACUGGCCAAGAUGAUGGAGGCCAGGGAAAAGGAGCAGAAGAAGAAACAAAAACGUCAAGAAAAUAUUGCAAAAGCCAAACGACUGAAAAAGGAUUGAAGAAAAGAAUAGGCUCUGAAACCAGAGGAAAAUUAUUUGGAAAAUUAUGCAGAUUUGGAG